Closterium sp. Yama58-4 is the source of this 4626-nucleotide messenger RNA. Lineage: Eukaryota; Viridiplantae; Streptophyta; Zygnematophyceae; Desmidiales; Closteriaceae. The record is from the annotation of a GenBank genome assembly.
AUGACGGCUACGCUCGGCAGACAUGAAUCAUGCCAUGCGCGUGAACAUGAUGUUGCAACGAGCGCGCCCGUCGAGGCUGCUCUGCUCGAGUCCGCCGUGGCUCGUCCUGCCGCCUCUUCCCAGCGGAGUGUGCGGUUAAAUGGACUCAAGGCAUUCCGUGGAGGACAUCUGGGUCAAAGCUUCGCCGCGACGACUCAGAGCGCACCUAUCGAUCGGCUUCGAUCCAAGCAGAGGAUCCAUGGCCGCUCCGCAGUGCGCGCCGCCGUCGCCGUUGAGGCUCCUGUUGCUCCUGUGGCAGACGAUUCGGAGCUGGUAACCCGUUCCGACAUUCGCAACAUCGCCAUCAUCGCGCACGUCGACCACGGCAAGACGACGCUCGUCGACGCCAUGCUCAGACAAGCCAAGGUGUUCCGCGACAACCAGCAGAUGCAGGAGCGCAUCAUGGACAGCAACGACCUGGAGCGCGAGCGAGGCAUCACGAUUCUGAGCAAGAACACGGCGAUCCGGUUCCGCGGCACCAAGAUCAACAUCAUCGACACGCCCGGCCAUUCGGAUUUUGGUGGAGAGGUGGAGCGCGUGCUUAACAUGGUUGACGGCGUGCUGCUGCUGGUGGACUCGGUCGAAGGCCCCAUGCCGCAGACCCGCUUUGUCCUAAAGAAAGCCCUAGAGCUGGGGCACCGCGUGGUGGUGGUGGUGAACAAGGUGGACCGCCCAGCGGCGCGCGUGCAGCACGUCAUCAACGCCACCUUCGAGCUCUUCUGCGAGCUAGAGGCCACCGACGACCAGUGCGACUUCACCACCGUCUACGCCAGCGGGAUUCAGGGCAAGGCCGGUAUGGAGCCGGACGCGCUCGCGGACGAUCUCGAGCCGCUGUUCGAGGCGAUUAUCAAGUGCGUUCCGGGCCCGAAAGUGCAGCCGAAAGCGGCGCUGCAGAUGCUGGUGACGAACCUGGAUUACGACGAGCAUAAGGGGAGGAUUGCGAUUGGGCGGGUUCACGCGGGGAAGCUCGCGCGCGGGCAGGUGGCGAAGAUUUGCACGCCGGACGGCGCCUGCCGCACCGCGAAGGUCGUGGAGCUGUUCGUGUACGAUAAUUUCGCCCGCGUCCCCGUUGAUGACGUGGAGGCGGGAGACAUCUGCGCGUUGUCCGGCCUGCCAGAUGUCCAGAUUGGGGAAACCAUCGCGGAUCGCGACGGCGACGCGCUGCCGACGAUCUCGGUGGAGGAACCGACGGUCAAGAUGAGCUUCUCCGUGAACGUGUCGCCGUUCGCGGGGCGCGAGGGGAAAUUCGUGACGUCGCGGAACCUGCGCGACCGGCUGAUGCGGGAGCUGGAGAGGAAUCUGGCGAUGAAGGUGGAGGACGGGGAGAGCGCGGAUACGUUCUUGGUCAGCGGACGCGGUACCCUGCACAUCACCAUCCUCAUUGAAAACAUGCGGAGGGAGGGGUAUGAGUUCAUGGUGGGCCCACCACGGGUCAUUAACAAAGUGGAAAACGGCAAGACGCUAGAGCCCUAUGAGGAAGCGGUGGUGGAGGUGCCAGAGGAGUAUGUGGGGGCUGUGGUGGACAUGCUGGGCACACGCAAGGGGCAAAUGCUCGACCUGCAGGCUUCCAGUUCCGGCACCACAAUUGUGAAGUACCGUGUGCCGACCCGUGGCCUGCUGGGGCUGCGCAAUGCCAUGCUGACAGCCACGCGUGGCACGGCCGUCAUCAACACCAUCUUCGAAAGCUAUGGGGAGUGGGCAGGCGACAUGAGCACUCGCGAGCAGGGCUCCCUGGUAUCCUUCGACACGGGCCCGACCACGUCGUAUGCGCUGUUCAGCUGUCAGGAGAGGGGGCAGCUGCUGCUGGGGCCGGGAGUGGAGGUGUACAAGGGGCAGAUCAUCGGCCUCCACCAGAGGCCUGGCGACCUGGAUUUGAACGCGUGCAAGAGGAAAGCUGCCACCAACGUGCGAUCCAACAAGGAUGCCACAGUGGUGUUGGCGGCGCCCUUGGAGUUCAGCUUGGAUGACUGUGUGGAGUACAUUCAAGAGGAUGAGCUCGUGGAGUCCACCCCUGUAUUCGUGCUUUUCAAGGAAAUUCCUGGAGAGAUGAGGAUUCCGCGUGCCGCUAUCGUACUGUCUGCUGUUUUUCUGAUUCUUCAGAGCGUGGAGGCCAGGCUGCAACCGCCAUGGACGCUUGGCUUGGAGCAUGCGACAUCAGAGCGACUCGGAGGAGGCGAAAUCGCGUCCUACUCGUUCGACGUCCUCAAGGAAGCAGCUGACGUGGCGGUGGAGAGGCUUGUGAUUCGCCAGUGCGGAUUGCUGCUACCUCGGGUGUCUAUUGGUUCUCCGUCCCUGCUGUUCAUUCAGCAAGGGUCGGGUGUGGUGGAGCUGAUUGAUGACAACGGCCAGGCACCUGCUGACGUGACACCAACAACUGUGAACAGCGGGGACGCCGUGGUGGUUCCCAAGGGAUGGACGUACAGCAUCGGGAACUACCUCAACGCGUUGCCAGAGCUCAUCAUCACAGCCGUCCGAUUCAGCCAUCACAAGCAGAAAUCGUACCUUGCAGGCAGCAACCCCCACUCCUUGCUGUCUGGCUUCAGUCUGCACAUCCUGGAGACGGCCUUCAACCAGCAGCACGAUGUCGUCAGGGCGCUGCUGCACCAGGCAACUGGGGGAGGGAUCAUCGUGUCCCGCUGCGUGCCGCCUUCGCCUCCCAAGCUUGCUGCAGAUGAGGAUGAUUCUGGGGAGGAUGGGACAGAGGGUGAUGUUCCUGGGGAUAUGGAGGAAUUAGGAACCAGUACGGGUGCUGCUGGGAGGAGGAUGGGUUUGGCUGAGGGAGUGGAGCUUGGGUUAGAGGGCAAGAAGGGAAAGGAGGAGAAAAAGGAGAAGAAGGGCAAGAAGGAGAAGAAGGAGAAGAAAAAGGAGAAGAAAGAUAAGAAGGGGAAGAAGGAGAAGAAGAAGAAGAAAAAGAUUGUUCUGGUGGAUCACGUGGCGGCGCGGCAGCCUGCAUUCGCCACGGAGGGUGGCAGCAUGGUGCGAGUGUCGUACCGGGACUUCAAGGCGCUGAGGUUCGCAGGCAUUGAGGGAGAGAUUGUUCUGCUCACGCUCUACCCGCAUGCGGUGGUGGCGCCACACAUCCACGGCAAUGCAGCAGUGGUCUUCACGGUGCUCAACGGUUCGGGCCACUUUGAGUCGGUGCACCCCAACGGCACCACGGCUGCCAGUGAUGCCGUGCAGGCAGGCCACGUGGGGGUGGUUCCCAUGGGGUAUGCCCAUGCCCUGCAGGCGGGAGAGCAGGGCGUGCAGAUUCUCGGCAUUCGAAUCGGUUCUUAUCAUCCAUCCAUCAAAUUUCUUGCAGGAAGCAAGAGUGUUUACAAGGCAAUGAGGCCGGCACUCGCGGCGGAUUAUUACGCCACGCUGGGAGUUGCCAAGAACGCGUCGAAGCAAGACAUCAAGAGCGCGUACCGACGGCUCGCUCGGCAGUUCCACCCGGACGUCAACAAGGACCCCGGAGCGGAGGACAAGUUCAAGGAGAUCAGUACCGCGUACGAGGUUCUUUCGGACGAUGAGAAGCGACCACUAUACGACCGCUUCGGGGAGGCGGGCGUGUCUGGGUCUGGUGGUAUGGGAGGAGCGGGAGCUUACACAUCGAACCCGUUCGACCUGUUCGAGUCGAUAUUUGGUCCCGGUAUGGGCGCGGCCGCGAGGGGAGGCAUGGGCGGAAUGGGCGGUAUGGGCGGCAUGGGCGGCGCUGGCCCGCGAACGCGACAACCUGUUCCGGGCGACGAUGUCAAAAUGGAGAUGCCGCUGGAGUUCCGCGAGGUGAUUUUCGGCGCUGAAAAGACCAUCAACGUGGCGCACCUGGACGGCUGCAGCGAGUGUGGGGGGUCGGGCGCCAAGGCGGGCACGUCCCCCCGCACGUGCCCCACGUGCCGCGGCAUGGGGCAGGUCAUGCAGACGCGGCAGACAGCCUUCGGGAUGUUCUCCUCGGUGUCCACGUGCUCGACGUGUAUGGGAGUGGGGGAGGUGAUAUCUGAGUUCUGUCGCAAGUGUGGGGGCGAGGGGCGGGUGCGGACGCGCAAGCCAGUGGUGAUCAACGUGCCUGCAGGGGUGGACUCGGGGACAGUCCUGCGCGUCAAAGGGGAGGGCGAUGCUGGCAUGCGCGGCGGCAAGAGGGGUGACCUAUACGUGUUUGUGAAGGUGAAGGAGACACCGGGCAUUCGCAGGGACGGCAUCAACCUCUACUCCAACGUCAGCAUCGAUUACACUGACGCUAUUCUGGGCACUGUUGCCAAGGUGGCCACGGUGGACGGGGCAGCGGAGCUGAGAGUGCCAGCAGGCACACAGCCAGGAGAUACCCUUGUGUUGGAGCGCAAGGGCGUGCCCAAGGUGGGCAAGAGCAACAUACGUGGUGACCACUUCUUCCAAGUCAACGUCUCCAUCCCCAAACGAGUCAGCCCCACGGAGAGGGAUCUGGUGGAGGAGCUGGCGUCGAUUCACAAGACGGGCAAAACUCGUACCGGCAUCACUGUGGAGGGCGCUAGGCCACGGGGUUCUUCAUCCAGCUCAGGCGUGGACGGCGAGGGAAUUGUUGACACAGUCAAGAAUGUUUUUUCGGGCAUCAAAAAUUUCUUCAACAAGUGA